This is a messenger RNA of Helobdella robusta, 1127 nucleotides long. RefSeq lists its product as hypothetical. The transcript has a single exon. The record is from RefSeq and is a predicted model, not a curated record. NCBI's taxonomy places the organism in Eukaryota, Metazoa, Annelida, Clitellata, Rhynchobdellida, Glossiphoniidae. The coding region runs from base 20 to 949 and encodes 309 amino acids.
GUGAGAAAUAUCAUCGGGCAUGAUGCGGAAGUACAUGGCGCAUCACCAUUCAAAUGUUUUCACGUUGAGAUACAACAAGCACAAAAUCAUCUUCUACAUUCUGAUCGUCAAUUUCAUUUUUGAUUUUAAAGCUGCCACUUCAGAAAAAACUUCAAACGGUCCUGCUGGAAAGGCAUGCAGUCCAAUGAGAGGCAACAACUGCCACAUCACCUCGAACAAAUUUUUGGUCGGCCCUAGGCAAGAAGAUUCAACACUUCUUGAACGAAACUUUCAGGUAGGUGGCGACGAUGAAACUGGUGAAGUGAACCUGAGCAACAAAAUAGAUGGGAACGAUGGGGAGACGUUUGUGAGUCUGUACGAUUCACUGGUCCGUCGGUCAGACUUCCCUCUGGGUGUUAUAAGCAGAAACAACCGCACUAUCAGCGGCAACAGUUUUAAUGCCGAUGCAAAUGAAUUUGGACUCUUGUCAUCAAACAAAAUAUCUGCCGCCAAGAACGUUAAUUUAAUUUCGUCAAAUUAUCAGAGACCACAAAAGCAUUUUUACCAUGAAGACAAACAGAAACCAUCCAUGCAAACAAUUCCAAACUAUCUCUUUAUUACUACUAGCAGAAGUAAAAGGUCAAAAAACAGUUUUCAGAUAAAGCCAAGAACGCAACGUAAUGAAAUCAGUAAGCGAAAGUGGAACGCCAAGCCGAGAAUUUGGGGAAAAAGAAGUCCAAACUACCAAAAAUUUGUUGAAGAUCCCCUUCAAACGAACAUUGAUGAAGACGUCUCUAAUAUUCAGCCAGUCAGUGGGAACCAGGAAGAUAAUUUUGUCGAGAUGAACAAAUAUUUUGAGAAAAGAAAUUGGGGAAAGAAGGCCAGAAUUUGGGGCAAGAGAAGUUUGUCCGAGUUGAAGGAUGACGACGAAGAUGAAUAUGAUGCUUUAAAAAUAGCGAAUGCUCGUUGAUGUUGCAUAACCAUCUUUUAAAUAAAUUUAUCAAACCUUCGUCAAUUUAAAAUGUUUGCAAAUGGUGUCAUAAGAAAUAACAAAAAUAUUUUUUAACAAAAUUUCGGAUGAGACAAUUCUUGCAUAAUAUGAACUAAUAUAUUUUUCAAAAGUUUAAUUUAAUAAAUUAUUUGCAAUC